Molecule: messenger RNA, 339 nt
Organism: Babesia bigemina
Lineage: Eukaryota; Apicomplexa; Aconoidasida; Piroplasmida; Babesiidae
Product: Mitochondrial import inner membrane translocase subunit tim16
Exons: 1
Coding region: 1-339 (112 amino acids)
Source: RefSeq, a predicted model, not a curated record
AUGAUUCCCAUACGCCCUCUAGCACGCGUACUCACCCAAGUGCUCUGGAUCGCGGGUGGCAGCGUCGUGAAGGCAACCCUGCGAGCUUACCGCGAGUCAGUGGCCAACGGAGCUGUGGCGGGUACGUCCAUUCUGCGGCGGCAGAUGUCACCGGACGAGGCGGCCAAGAUUCUCGGCCUGCCGUCCACCGCUCACCUUCCCCUGGCCGAGAUAGAGAAGGCACACCAGAGGCUGCGCAACAUAAACAUGGCGUCAAGCACGUUCCAAGGGUCGCCGUACCUGGUCGAACGCAUCGAUGCUGCGCAGCAUGUGCUGAAGGAGCACCUCGGUAAACCGUGA